Molecule: messenger RNA, 1671 nt
Organism: Cantharellus anzutake
Lineage: Eukaryota; Fungi; Basidiomycota; Agaricomycetes; Cantharellales; Hydnaceae
Exons: 1
Coding region: 375-1223 (282 amino acids)
Source: RefSeq, a predicted model, not a curated record
UCAAUCCGAUCAUUCAAGUCAGCGGCCCGACAUCAAGCGUUAGUCAAGCAUCGGAUCCCCCAUCAUAUCCCCAGACACGCUCUCAGACGCGUGCCAAACCGAAUUUGAGUGUUCGCAUUCCUCAUCCCUCAGCGUUUUUUAUCAGUCGUCGUUCUUCCAAUUUCACCAAAUCGAAGCACGGUACUCCAACCACAAGCAGAUGCAGUACUCCCUGCCCUUCGCCCCUUCUUAAUCCUCAGUUCAAGCAUUUAAUCCCCGUCUCUUCGGACCUGUCGCUCUCUGACUUGCCAUCAGCCGCCGAACUUGGUUCUCGUGUUGCUAAUACCCCUCGUUCCCUCACACCCCAGCUCCCAAUAACGCCUUUGGAGCAAGUUAUGCGUCCCCCGUCUGCUCCCCCUCCCUUGAACCCUGCUCCUGUCGUCCGUGCUCCACGGGGAAGGAAGGACAUUGGGAUGAUGCCUGCUCCAGAUGUCUUUACACCCAUGGAACUCACAUUCGCCAAUGUCUCAGGGAUGGAGGUUGAAGUGGACAUUACCGUCUCGGGCGCCCUUCAAUCACCCACUGAAAUGGAUAUAGACGUUGACUUUGAGCCUUCUCUCCCUUGCGCCUCAAACGUCACGGAUCGAGAACGUUCCGAUCCCCAUCCAAGAUGGGGAUCAUCCCUGAAGAAUAGCUCGCUUUCCUCUCUCCCUGAACGUUCAAAAUCCUUCUCACACGCCUCGCGCAGUUCGACUCCCACUCAGAUCCUGUCGACGCAUUCCGUCCUUUCUCACACUCCUCACCAUUCGCGUCUCGGGAUUCCUUACUCGGGUCGUGCUCAGACCCCUCCUAGCAGCAUGUACCUGUCUCCUCUCGCGUCGCCCUACGAAAUCCCCUCGCCACCCUCGCACUCCCGCUCACAUACGCUCGCUCAGUCCCCUUCCAUGCCAUUCAUCAAGAAGCUGAGUGGCAGCAGCUCCUCUUCAGUCCACUUCUCGCCUAAUCUUCGCGCGAGUGCAAGCGUUCGGCCCAGUCCGCUUGUGAGAAGCAUGUCUCUCUCAGCGCUUGAGCAGGAUAUUGGUGAGGGAAUGGGGAUGAUCAGACAGGAGAUGGGAUUGGGUCUCGGCUUGAUUGUUGAAGGUGAAGGCGAGAGAACGCCGAAUUUGAGCUCCGAGAGCGAGAAGGGGUAUUUUGAUUUGAUAAUGACAAACAGGGGGAGUACCUAUGCCGAGGCAGAGCAGUAAAGGCCACAUUGGUUAUAAGCGUCUGUUUGGCGCUUCGGUUGUUGUAGCUCUGUUCAUCGUCACUAGGCCUCAUCGUCCACUGAUUCCCAGCAUUUUUAGCUUGUAUUUUUCGUCUUCUCCCUUUUUGACUUUACUGAACCCUGGACUUAACUGACGUAUUGGUUGGCAGAAUCAUUCUUCAAGUAUUAUUUUUAUGGCCAUCACUUCUCGCUCACUGGUUUACUGAUCACAAAAUUUUUCUGUACGUCUAGCAACGUUCCUAAGCGUCACGUUCACGGCGUACCUUGGUUUGGAUUUCUUGUCUAACACCCAACGACCUUCAUUUCCAUUUCUCGCCCACUUUCAAUGUUCUUAUGUCAUUCAUUCCGGUUCCGCAAACGUUCACUCGUCUAAUCUUUGUAUUAACCGGCAUUCUUUGCACCUAUGUUUCUUUGUAUCACAUAUGUAU